Molecule: messenger RNA, 1326 nt
Organism: Panthera uncia (snow leopard)
Lineage: Eukaryota; Metazoa; Chordata; Mammalia; Carnivora; Felidae
Exons: 3
Coding region: 1-834 (277 amino acids)
Source: RefSeq, a predicted model, not a curated record
AUGCCCGGGAGGGCGGGCCGGGUUCCCACUAGGAGGAGGAAGGCGGAGAGGGGAGCAGGUGAUGUGGGAGCCGGCGGGGACAUUUGCCGGCGACACCGAGCGUGGACCGUGGCGACGGCGGCGGCCCCUCGGCUGGAGGAGGACGAUGAGGAGCGACGGAAGCGGCGCGGGGGGACGCUGCCGCGCGGCAACGGGUUCCGUGUCCGCGGCCCACUGCGCAGCCUGCGAGCAGGUCUAAGUAAGUACGGUGCGCGGCCGCCGAGCCGCCGGGUGCGCUCCCGCCGGGGAGGGACGCGGGGGGCGGCCGGCGGGGCCUCGCGGGCGCCCGGGACCCGAACCGCCUCCCCGGGGGAGCGGGACCCGCUCCGCAGCCCCGCGGCCCGUCGCGGGAGCGGGCGCGCCGGUUACCGAGCGCCCGGCGCUGCCGUGCGGGGCUGGACGCGGAGCGCGUCUCCGAAGCCUGUCGGAGGUCUGGCCAGGAGCGCGCACAGACCGGUACUUAGAGCUCGCCCCUCGCGGCCCGCGCCCUCCCACGCUCCUGGCGAAAGUGACACCGAACUCCCCCAGCUGCGCGGUCAGAGAGGGCCCGCAGAGUCCCGGCCGCUCCCCGCCACCGACAGGUGUAGACCUGCGGAUUGCAUGGCAGCAAGUUUGGGGUGUCUAAGAAACGGCGCGAGUGCACCCCACGCAAUUGAAGUCGACUUUGCCGUCGAUUUUUGUCAGCGUUUGCUUUCUGCAAAAUGCGAUGCUAGUGAUACUCCCCGGGGCAUCAUAACCGAAAACACAUCUUUUAUUCGGCUGUUUUACAUAGGUUCACUAGGUCAUAGUAACUGAACAUUAAGGCACAAGAGGCUUCCAGUUUUGAUGUUUGAUUUAUAUUGAUCCUGUCCUGGUUUCUUUGGCCCGGGUGAAUACUUAUCUGUGUCCAUACUUAGAUUAAUCACAUGUCUUUUACCAAGAAGUUGCAUUUUAUUUGAGUAAACGAUAAUUUGCUGCCAUGCAUGUAAUGGGAUCUCAUAAUUAUGCCACCUAAAGCAGACUGCUCAAUUCAGUUAAUUGUUGACUUACUAUGUGCCAGGCACUGACUACCGAAAAUAGAGAAUCAAAUAGAUGAAGUCACGGUCAUCGAGGAGCUCCCAGUCUGUGUAAAACAGCAGUGGAAGCAGAAAGGAGACUGUUGAGACCAGAAGGAACAGGGGAAUUUGGACAACGGUGGAUGGAAUGAUGUAGCCUUCCAAGGGUUCUCUUAGUGCCGUGAUUUACUGUCACAUGGAUUUAACUUUUAAAAUAACGUAAGUUGAAUUACUGAUUCUCUCUCUCUCUCUC